This is a messenger RNA of Chelonoidis abingdonii (Abingdon island giant tortoise), 2100 nucleotides long. RefSeq names its product ER lipid raft associated 1 (gene ERLIN1). Gene Ontology annotation, molecular function: cholesterol binding; ubiquitin protein ligase binding. NCBI's taxonomy places the organism in Eukaryota, Metazoa, Chordata, Testudines, Testudinidae. Gene Ontology annotation, cellular component: endoplasmic reticulum membrane; endoplasmic reticulum. Gene Ontology annotation, biological process: SREBP signaling pathway. The record is from RefSeq and is a predicted model, not a curated record.
GGGGCGGCCGGGGACACAGCUCCGGAGGAGCGAGGGACAUGCUGCGCUGGCAAGGGCCGCUCGGCAGCUGCCUGCCCCCGGCUGGUGCUGAAAGCGGCAGGACCGUUUCUGUCCGCAUCAGAAAGCGAGCACGAGGCGGAGCGGGCCGGUGUCAGGCGGGCGGUAUAACGUGUUGCUGCCCCACUCGUUAGUACUGAGGGUGGGUAACGCUGCGCUGAGACCCCCGGGGCUGGACCCCGGGCCCAAGGACCCUGCAAGCGGGGAGCUUCCGAGCAUGGACACCGCAAUAAAACAGCUUCUUAGCUCGAGGUCCACGAGCCGGAGUCAGCUGGCUCGGGCCAGCCGCGGGUCUCUAAUCUCGGUGUAGACAUGUCCCAAGAGCCCACGUGGAACAGACCCAAAGAGCAGAUGACAUUAGUAUGACUAUGGCCCAGCCUGGGGCGGUAGUGGCAGCUGCUGCAGGAGUCCUAGUUCUUCUCCUCUACUCCUCCAUUCAUAAAGUUGAUGAGGGCCACCUGGCAGUGUAUUACAGGGGUGGUGCCUUAUUAAGCAGCCCAAGUGGACCAGGCUAUCACAUCAUGCUCCCAUUCAUUACCACCUUCAAAUCAGUGCAGACAACAUUGCAAACUGAUGAAGUAAAAAACGUGCCUUGUGGGACGAGUGGUGGAGUUAUGAUCUACAUUGACCGAAUAGAAGUUGUGAAUAUGUUAGCACCAUAUGCAGUGUACGACGUUGUGAAGAACUACACUGCAGACUAUGAUAAGACCUUGAUCUUCAAUAAAAUUCACCAUGAGCUGAAUCAGUUCUGCAGUGCCCAUACCCUCCAGGAAGUGUACAUUGAGCUAUUUGAUCAGAUUGAUGAGAACCUGAAGCUGGCCCUGCAAAAAGAGCUGAAUGUCAUGGCACCCGGUCUCACCAUCCAGGCUGUGCGUGUUACAAAGCCCAAAAUCCCGGAAGCCAUUCGAAGAAACUUUGAACUAAUGGAGGCUGAAAAGACCAAACUGCUCGUAGUAGCACAGAAGCAAAAGGUUGUGGAGAAGGAGGCGGAGACGGAGAGGAAGAAGGCUCUCAUAGAAGCUGAGAAGGUGGCUGAGGUGGCCAAGAUUCAUUAUCGACAGAAACUUAUGGAGAAGGAAGCAGAGAAGAGAAUUUCUGAGAUUGAAGAUGCUGUUUUGCUAGCAAGAGAGAGAACAAAAGCUGAUGCAGAAUAUUACACGGCUCGGAAAAUGGCUGACUCUAACAAGCUGAAACUCACGCCAGCAUAUCUGGAGCUGAAGAAGUAUCAGGCCAUCGCUGCCAACAGCAAGUUGUAUUUUGGUAACAGCAUCCCCAGCAUGUUUUGGGAUUCCUGCACCUUCAAACAUGUGGCUGUGAGGACCAUGCCAGAAGCCAGCCUCCUUUCAAAGGAGGAUCCUGCACUCUCUGGGGAAAGCUACCUCAAAAAACCGGAGAGCACAGGCUGAUACAAGCGGUGGAAAAGCUUCAGCAAGCUCUGGAAGCAGGGGCUGCAUCAUGCAGACCAGCGUUCUCCCUAGUGUGCUACAGGGCCGUUGCCUGCCCUCUGUCAUGCCCCAGUGGGGCGGACACAGCACACGCAGCCUCUUUCUACCCGGAUGUGACAAUUGGGUUGAUUUCUUUAAGCAACAGCUGUGUUGAGGGCUCUGCCUUUCCCUUUUCUCACUCCCUAUUUGAGCUGGUGUUUCCGAAUGAGGGACAAUCCUGUACUUAAAUCUGCCUAUACUGGAACAUUAAAGGACAGAAGCCAGGGAGCCUUCUGCAGGAGGUGCAGUUCUUUAGAAGGCCUGUGUUCUGCAAUACCCUUGUGGCAGGAGAUUUGGCCUAGCGGCCCUCGAGGAUGCUGGGUGAGUGGGAUAGAAAGCCUGGUCGUUUUGCUGCCGAGAUCCUGAGGCUGGACCGACUCGUUAACCUCCCUCAUACUGCUCUUAGGCCUAUCACUUAUCUAGACGUAAACUUAAUUUCUUGUAAAAUGCUACUGACUUUCGUCUGGGUCGUGCCUCACCCAUGCACACCUGCUCAGCUCCCUAGAUGCCAGAGGUCUUAGAAGCCCAGCUAGGAUGGUUUUGGUGGCAAGUAGUUUUU